CUUUUUUCCCUUUUUUAUUUUUAUUUAUUUUUUUUAAUUUCACUUUCUGCAAAUCCCCAAACCCAAAUUAACACACGGAUUACACAAAUUCCCGGUUUAAUGGAGAAUUAUCAGAUGUUCUUCCCUUGCUCCAACGGCGGCGGACUGUCGGCUUAUAGUCAACCCGACAUCUCAUCCGGCACCGCCUCUGACAUGUUCCGGAAUUUUCACGGCGGCGAUCCGCAAGCAAGUGGCGUUUUGGGGCUUAAGACAGAGGUGGUUACGGCGGCGGUGGAAGCCGACAGGAACUGUGGCGGCAGCGCAAAUAAGAAAGGGGAGAAGAAGGUGAGGAAACCCAGAUAUGCUUUUCAGACGAGGAGUCAAGUUGACAUUCUUGACGAUGGAUAUCGUUGGAGAAAGUAUGGUCAAAAAGCAGUCAAAAACAACAAGUUUCCUAGGAGCUAUUAUCGGUGCACGCAUCAAGGGUGCAAUGUGAAGAAGCAAGUGCAAAGACUAACCAAAGAUGAAGGGGUGGUGGUAACGACGUAUGAAGGCAUGCAUACACACUCCAUUGAUAAACCAACAGACAACUUUGAACAAAUCUUGAGUAGAAUGCAGAUUUAUAGUACUCCUUUUUGAGCUCAAACUCAGCAUCCGUUCCAUUUCAUAACCAAGAACGAGAACGAGAACGAGAACGAGAACAAGAACAAGCUCAAGAACGAUCAAAUCAUGUUUGGUUCUUCUUCACCUUCUCUGUUUGUUUUUUUCGUGUAGAAAUAAAUAUAUAUACAAGUUUCUUCGUAAUAAUAAAUCCAUAUUUCAUUUUCUGUUA
Cucurbita maxima (winter squash) is the source of this 811-nucleotide messenger RNA. RefSeq names its product probable WRKY transcription factor 75. Bases 100 to 618 code for a protein of 172 amino acids. Lineage: Eukaryota; Viridiplantae; Streptophyta; Magnoliopsida; Cucurbitales; Cucurbitaceae. Gene Ontology annotation, biological process: regulation of DNA-templated transcription. The transcript is spliced from 2 exons. Gene Ontology annotation, molecular function: DNA-binding transcription factor activity; sequence-specific DNA binding. The record is from RefSeq and is a predicted model, not a curated record.